AUGGGUCGUGUAAAGCUUCAGAUCAAGAGAAUAGAGAACACCACAAACCGACAGGUUACCUUCUCCAAACGUAGAAAUGGACUCAUUAAAAAAGCCUACGAGCUCUCAAUCCUCUGCGACAUUGACAUCGCUCUCAUCAUGUUCUCCCCCUCCGACCGUCUCAGUCACUUCUCCGGCAAGAGAAGGAUUGAAGAUGUUCUCACACGUUAUGUAAAUCUCUCGGAUCACGAUAGAGGAGGAAUUGUUCAAAACAAAGAGUAUUUGAUCAGCGCCCUCAUGAAACUCAAGAACGACAGUGACAAUUCCCCUGAAAACAGCGAUCCAGCAGCUAGCAACUCAAAUGUGGAGGAGCUCCAACAAGAAAUCAGCAAUUUACAGCACGAGCUCCACAUGGCAGAGGAACAAUUAAGGACAUUUGAGCCAGACCCAAUGUCAAUCACAUCAAUAGGAGAGUUCGAAUCAUGUGAGAAGAACCUUAUAGACGCCUUGGCUCGUAUAACACAAAGAAAGAAGCAACUGCUGAGUGCUCAUCUUUCUUCCUAUGACCCAUCCAGUGUAUAUUUGGACACACAAGAUGGUAUGCCAGCCUCAUUUGAUAACGAGGUCGCUAAUUGGUUUCUUGAGAAUGGGGACAACACAUCUCAAGUUUAUGUUGGGCCUAACCCCUCCACACUUCCCCCCAGUUGUGAUGAUCGCGAGGGACUACCUGCAUGGCAUCAGGCUUUCACUUCUACUGAACUUCUCUCCGCCUUCAUGACACCAGCUGCAUUCCCUCUCUCUAAGCAACAAGAGGUAGGGCUUGUGGGUGCAUCUUCGAACCAACAAGUAGUAGAUUCGACAUCUAACUGCCCAAAUCUGCCAUCUAGUGAUGAAAGUGCAACUUAUGUGACCAAGCUCCGGGAGCUCAAUUCAAGAUAA
Malania oleifera is the source of this 918-nucleotide messenger RNA. Its product is annotated as agamous-like MADS-box protein AGL66. Gene Ontology annotation, cellular component: nucleus. The transcript has 11 exons. Bases 1 to 918 code for a protein of 305 amino acids. Gene Ontology annotation, molecular function: protein dimerization activity; DNA-binding transcription factor activity, RNA polymerase II-specific; RNA polymerase II cis-regulatory region sequence-specific DNA binding. The record is from RefSeq and is a predicted model, not a curated record. NCBI's taxonomy places the organism in Eukaryota, Viridiplantae, Streptophyta, Magnoliopsida, Santalales, Ximeniaceae. Gene Ontology annotation, biological process: positive regulation of transcription by RNA polymerase II.